AUGGGGGAGAAAGAGAGGCAGAAGCCAAUGAGAGGGAUGGGGCAAAUAGUGAACUGGGUAUGGCAGAAGAUGCCAAAAGGUAGGAGUCCAAAAGCAAAGGAUGAUGAGGAUAAUUAUAAUAAUUUCUUGAUGAGGGAGUUACAGUACAAAGUGGUUUGGCAUCCUGACGUCCUGUUUACAGAUCUUAAAAAGAAUAUGGCACAGACUGUGCUACUCACGGUGCUGCUCCUCAGCAGCCACAUUCUAGCAUUUGAUCGGAUACCCCCUGGGCAGAAAUAUGAAGUGGUCUUUCCCAGAAAACUUCACUUUCAGCACAAAAGAGACACCCAGAGCAAAUAUCCAAGCACAGUACAUUAUGAGGUACAGCUGGAAGAAGAACCGCUGGUGUUGAAGCUGGAGAAGACAGAAGAUCUUAUAUCAGAAGAUUACGCAGAGACUCAAUACAUGCCAGAUGGGACACCUAAGGAAACCAGGCCAGAAAUCCAGGAUCACUGCUAUUAUCAGGGAGGUGUGGGGAAUGACAGCAGCUCAUUAAUCAGCAUUAGCACAUGCAAUGGAUUAAGUGGGAUUAUCCAAACACAAGGCCGCAGGUACUUGAUUGAACCACUGAAGCUGACCGACAGCGAGGAGCAUGCAGUGUUUCCCUACCAGGCUCAGGAGUCUACUCCAAUGACUUGUGGGGUGACCAAUACCACCUACAUGGAAGGCAAUUUCAGCAAGACGUCUCUUGCCACCAGCAAUGAGGAGAAAGUGGAAUUUUUAAGAUCAAAGAAAUACAUCCAGCUGUACAUGGUAGCAGAUAACGCUAUGUUCAAAAAAUAUAACCGCCGUAUUGAAAACGUUAAAGAAAGGAUAUUCGAAAUUGUUAAUUUUGUCAAUGUGGUGUACAAGCAAAUGAAUAUUUUUGUGGCUCUGAAGGGGAUCGAAGUCUGGGACAGAAAUGAUAAAUUUACGGUGGUCAGCUCUGCUAAACAGAAUCUGAGACAGUUCUCUAAAUGGAGGACAGAUAACCUUCUGCCUAGGAAGGCACAUGACAACGCUCAGUUCAUCACGGACACUGACUUUAAUAGUGCUACGCUGGGUAUGGCGUAUGUUGGUACGAUGUGCAGUUCCACACAUUCUACUGGAGUUAAUCAGGAUCACAGCAGACAGUCUAUUGCUGUAGGAGCCGUUGUAGCACAUGAGAUGGGACACAAUCUGGGAAUUAAUCACGAUGAAUCUCACUGUACUUGCUCAUCUGGGCCCUGUAUCAUGAAACCUUCUCUCAGUUUAAACACCCCACAUGAGUUCAGUCUGUGCAGUCACCAGAACUACCAGGAUUUUAUUUUGAAAAAAAUGCCAAUGUGUAUGAAGGAUAUGCCCCAGAAAACAGAGAUCCAGACUCCUCCUUUGUGUGGGAAUAAAUUCACUGAGUUGGGCGAGGAAUGUGAUUGUGGAACAGUUGAGGAAUGCACUAAUCCAUGCUGUGAUGCUUUCACCUGCAAACUGAAGCCUGGGUCUCAGUGCACUGAAGGGCAAUGCUGUGAGAAAUGUCAGUGGAUGAAAGCAGGGAUGGUGUGCAGAGCCAGCAAAGGCGAUUGUGACCUAAAAGAAAUGUGCGAUGGACAGUCUGCUGAAUGUCCCUCUGACCGCUUCCGAGUCAAUGGUUUCCCCUGUAGGAAUGGAGAAGGAUACUGCUAUAAUGGAACAUGUCCAACUCUGCAGGGCCAGUGCUCUGAACUCUGGGGACAAGGUUCAGUUGUUGCAGACGACUCAUGCUUUAAUUACAACCUGAGGGGCCUGAUCUAUGCAUACUGCCAGGAUUCCAGGGGCAACAAUGUCCCAUGUAAGCCAAGGGAUGUCAAGUGUGGAGUGUUACACUGCUCUGGAGGCUCCUCUAGUCCCAUUUCAGGUGUUCCUUACACUAUCAGAGCAUGCAAAACUACAUCGAGUCCAACAUUAUUAGCCGAGAAUGGGACAAAGUGUGGCGAGAACAUGGUCUGCUUCAGAGGAAAAUGUACAAACAUUGAAAGAGCUUUUGGGACAUCAGACUGUGCCUCCAAAUGUCCAAAACAUGCGGUCUGCGACCAUGAGAAUCAGUGUCAGUGUGAGGAAGGCUGGGCUCUCCCAGACUGUGGAACAUACACCUCAACCAAUACGAUCCUUGUUGUGGUGGUUGUUGUGGUGGCCGUUCUCUGUGUGAUCAUUAUUUUCGUCCUGUUUGUCAUAUGGUCCAAAUGGUCCUCACGCCGAAAACAGAGGUCUUCUAAUACUGUAAUCACUGGUGCUGUAAAUCCUGCAUUCAAUAUUGGAGAGAAACCAUGGGGACCCACCGGCUCAAGUGCAGCCACACCACAGCUUGAUUCCAGAGUUCCUCGCACUCCACCAAAACCUCCAGCACAGUCUCAAAAACCUUUGGUCUCACAUCCACCAACAGACAGAUCCUGGCCUCCAACCCAAGUGGGCUAUCCAUUGAGAACCAUGAAUGUUCCACCACCAUAUCCUACCAACAAGCCACGAUACCCUCCAGCCAAAUCCCAGGCAUUUCAGAGACCCGUCAAUGCUCCACCACCUUUACCCACAACCAAACCAGUGUUUCCCAGUGUCCCACCUCAGGUACGCCACUCAGGGACAUGAAUAUGGAGCGGCAUGUUGAUUCUUUCUUAAACACUUCCAAACAUCAACCAGACCAAUACUUGCUCAUCCUUCCUCUGUUUUAGACUCUAUAGUAGACAUCUCUGACCCAUGGAGAAAGUAUUACUGGCUAAUACUCUCUCCCUCUCCAGACAGCUGUCCCUACUCUACACAUUUCC
This is a messenger RNA of Xenopus laevis (African clawed frog), 2792 nucleotides long. It is a transcript of the gene adam28.2.L, whose product is annotated as ADAM metallopeptidase domain 28, gene 2 L homeolog. NCBI's taxonomy places the organism in Eukaryota, Metazoa, Chordata, Amphibia, Anura, Pipidae. The transcript has 25 exons. The record is from RefSeq and is a predicted model, not a curated record. Bases 1 to 2616 code for a protein of 871 amino acids.